AUUACCUCAAACACCUCAAUCCCUCACGCUCCAAUCCGUUUCCCAACUAUCUUCAUCGUUCCCCUUCAAAGCACGUGCAUCCUUUUUCUCUAGUCACGUGCUCCCCACUUCUCCAGUUUCGAAUUCGACUCUCUCUCUCUCUCUCUGUUUUUCUUCCCCACGCCACUUUCUAUACAAUAUUUAUACAUUUCCCCCAAAUUCAAUUCGUACACAAAUGGAAAAAGAAUCAUUGUAAUUCAAAUUCAUUGUAAAAUCAAGAUUCUCAAUAGGAUGUGAAGAAAGAGAGAUGCACGCCUAUAAUCGGCUCCCGAGUAGCGGACACAACAGCCCAUCUUCGCCGCCGUCUUCGCCUGUUUCCCGUUCGCCCCGGCUGCGCCACCGAUCCUCCGCCUCUGGCAGACCGGGUCGGCCCGCACCGAAAACUCUAGCCCAGCGACUCGCCUGGAUCCUUCUUUCUGUCCUAUUAAAACGCCAGGGCAUUUUCUUAUUUGCACCCCUUUUGUACAUCUCGUUUAUUCUGUUUUACAUGGGGACGGUGUCGUUUGACGUGGUUCCGGUUAUAAAGCAUCGGCCGGCGCCUGGAUCAGUAUACCGGAGCCCCCAGCUCUAUGCGAAGCUUCGGCCCGAAAUGGACUCGGAUAAUUUCUCUGUUGAUACGAUAUCGACAAUAUGGAAACACUCUUAUAAAGGGGGUGAAUGGAGACCAUGCACAAAAAAGUCGUCAGGAGGUUUACCUGAGUCAAAUGGAUACAUUUAUGUUGAGGCGAAUGGUGGUUUGAACCAGCAGAGAACAUCGAUAUGCAAUGCUGUUGCUGUGGCAGGAUAUCUUAAUGCUACACUUGUAAUUCCCCAUUUCCAUUUUCACAGCAUUUGGAGAGAUCCAAGCAAAUUUGGUGAUAUUUAUGAUGAAGAGUUUUUUGUGAAAGCACUAGAAAAUGAUGUUCGGAUAGUGGAGACAGUUCCAGGAUACAUAAUGGAGCGAUUUGACUACAAUAUGAGCAAUGUGUACAACUUCAGGAUAAAAGCAUGGUCAUCCAUCAACUACUAUAGGGAUUCUGUUCUUCCAAAGCUACUUGAAGAAAAGAUUAUAAGGAUUUCUCCUUUUGCAAAUCGUUUGUCAUUUGAUGCACCUCCACCAGUUCAACGUCUAAGAUGCUUGGCGAAUUAUCAAGCUCUGCGGUUUUCAAGUUCCAUUUCUGCUUUGGGCAAUACCUUGGUUUCAAGAAUGAAAGAACGCAGUGCAAAUAAUAGUGGCAAAUAUAUUUCUGUGCAUCUUCGCUUUGAAGAGGACAUGGUUGCUUUCUCUUGUUGUAUAUAUGAUGGCGGAGAUGGAGAAAAAAGAGACAUGGAUGCUGCAAGGGAGAGAGGUUGGAAGGGAAAAUUUACAAAACCUGGUCGGGUUAUUCGUCCUGGAGCAAUCAGGUUGAAUGGGAAAUGUCCCUUAACACCGUUGGAGGUCGGUUUGAUGCUAAGAGGGAUGGGUUUUGACAAAAGUACAUCUAUCUUUUUAGCAUCAGGAAGAAUAUAUGACUCUGAGAGGCAUAUGGCUCCACUGCUUGAAAUGUUUCCUCUUUUACAAACAAAAGAGAUGCUGGCAUCUGCUGAGGAACUAGCUCCAUUUCAGAAUUAUUCCUCAAGAAUGGCGGCCAUAGACUAUACUGUUUGUCUUCACAGUGAAGUAUUUGUAACAACUCAAGGCGGAAACUUUCCCCAUUUUCUUUUGGGUCACAGAAGAUAUCUAUAUGGGGGACACUCCAGGACAAUUAGGCCUGACAAGCGGAAGUUGGCAUUAUUAUUUGACAAUCCAAAUAUUGGGUGGAAAAGCUUCAAGCGGCAAAUGCUAAAUAUGCGUGCACAUAGUGAUUCGAAGGGAAUUGAAUUGAAAAGACCAAAUGACUCUAUAUAUUCAUUCCCGUGCCCAGAUUGCAUGUGCCGAAUUAACAAGACAGAAGAUUCGAGAUCAUCAUCAGUAACGUGAUAUACCGGGGAAACCAAACAAAAGGUGUUCUUGUUCCCGUAAUUUGCAUGCACAUUUUGAUGCUAACCCUCAUUUCUUAAUUGUGAUUCUUUCAAUUUUUUCCCCUCUGGAUUGGUUGGAGGUCGGACACUGGACUCUUGGAUUGGAUUGGAUACAGAGAUGCCAGAAGAACGAUUAAACUAACUGUUCCUCGGGUGUCAGGGUUAAUUGCGUUGCCUCUGUGUAGACGAUGCAAGAAGAGAACUCCAAGAUAUUUCAACAGGGAAGUAACCUGGUCAUUAGUUUUGCAUCAAUUCGUGGUUUCAGCUACUGCAUCUAACAUGUGAAGUAACAAAGCAGCCGUUUGCUUAAAAUGGUGUGUUGACGUUUGUACUCUUGUAAAUUAGUGGUUUCAACUGUACUUUAGACCACAGAAACAGGAUAGGCAUUAUACAUUACUCUAAAAUGUAGCAUUAGUUCUAUUUUUGGUUUCCCAAUUUCAAAUUUUAAAUGCCAGAUUCGGAGAGACAAGAAAAUGCAUUUCAUGGAGUCGUUCGGUGGAUCUUUUUUCUGGGUGUUGGAUAUAUC
This is a messenger RNA of Olea europaea var. sylvestris, 2545 nucleotides long. RefSeq names its product protein ESMERALDA 1-like. The transcript is spliced from 10 exons. Bases 287 to 1978 code for a protein of 563 amino acids. The record is from RefSeq and is a predicted model, not a curated record. NCBI's taxonomy places the organism in Eukaryota, Viridiplantae, Streptophyta, Magnoliopsida, Lamiales, Oleaceae.